Haliotis rubra (blacklip abalone) is the source of this 336-nucleotide messenger RNA. Its product is annotated as Golgi integral membrane protein 4-like. The record is from RefSeq and is a predicted model, not a curated record. Gene Ontology annotation, cellular component: Golgi membrane; Golgi apparatus. Lineage: Eukaryota; Metazoa; Mollusca; Gastropoda; Lepetellida; Haliotidae. Bases 43 to 336 code for a protein of 97 amino acids. The transcript has 4 exons.
CCCAACUCUACAAAUUCCAGCGAAGUUUAAAUUGCAAAGACAAUGAACAAACGAGGAGGGACACCAAUUAAGCUAAUUGUAAUUGCCGCUUCUUUACUAGGUUGUGUUUAUUUCUUAUAUUUAUACAAUUCUACCCAAGGCCGAUUACGGGAAGCCGAAGCAUCUGCAGAAAGAUACCGACGGUCUGAUGAAUCUAAGGUUGCUCAGUUGCAAGUUUUGUCGGAGCAGAAGUCUCGGGUUGAGACAUCAUUAAAAGAUUCCAUGAAAGAAAAAGAACUUUUACAAGAAAAGUGUGAAAAUGACAGACAAGAGUUCGCAACAGAUCUGAUUAUUUGA